AUGGCGGAGGACACGGAGAGGAGGCUCAAGAGAGUCAUGGACAAGCUCUACCAUUCCCCCCCGCCGAAGUCUCCAACUCCGAGGUACUCCCGCGGAAACCCUAGGGGGAAAUUGUGUGAAGUCGGGUCGGGAAACACGUUGAUAUUGUGUCGUGUUGAUUGACUUUUUUUUUGGGUUUUUUUUUUGUGGGUUGUUUUCUGCGUCUGGCAGCUUUGGCAUGGGGGCGAGUACGCCGUUGAAGCGGCGGAGGUGGGAGCUGGGAUCGAAUGUCGAGGCCGCGAGGUCGGUGAGACGUGCGACGGGGGAGGACGGUAGGUCGCCAUGCAGGCCUUGGGACCGUGGGGAUCUGAUGAGAAGGCUGGCCACCUUCAAGGCGAUGACAUGGUUCGGUAAACCCAAGGUUCGGAUUCUGUCUCUCUCCAGAUCUCUCCCUAUUCGAUGGCGCUCGCCCGUUUAUUUUCUGCGGCGCCUUUUCAAAGGAGAAUGCUCGGAGGAGAACUAUGGGAAUUCAUAGAGAAAAUUUGGAAUGCUUUUUAAAUUAUUGGUUCUAGUGGAUAUCCAACUCCAGUGCUCUCUUGUGAUAGCUCAAGGUUCAGUAUGAAUCAUUGCAGCAGAGUGCUCUGCAACUUAGAAGGACAAUAUCGAAAUGGGCACCAUGCAUUUUCCUGGGGUCCCUUGUUUGUGGUGCUCCUACAAUCGAGAGUUUUACAUCCUGUUUUAUCCUCAUUUACCUUUGUUAGGCCGACAAAUAACCAUUCUCUGAUAAAAUGGCUGUGAACAAGCAGUUUAUAAUAGUCCACAAAACCAAUAUCUUUUUUUGUUUUGUAAAUGUGGGUGUAAGCCGCUAUGAUUUUCGUGCAGAAACAUGUCCAUAGUCAAACUUAUGUCAACGAGGCACUCACAUGCCAGUGUGGUGUAACACCUAGAAAGUCUAACAUACGGCCUGAUAUUGAAUUCAAAGUACUACAAAAAAACUGAAACCAUUCUGGAUCAUGAUACAGGAAAUAUUCCAUAUUUCUUGUCACAACAGACUGUUUCCUGUGUAUGAAUGAAUGACCCUUUAAAUCUUAUAUAUUUCCUCCGCUCUGCUUUGAUAAAAAAAGUUGAGAAAAAAGCUGCUAUAAAUGAAUAUUUCGUUGUUUCCCGUCAUUUAAUCCUGGAUAUAUAAAGCACUCGUUUUCAUCUCGGUCUAUCCUCCGCAGCUUUACACAUACAAACUUAUGAAAACAGUACUCUGUGUGACACCGAUGAUGCUGAACUUGAGGAAAAGAUGAUCGAUACUUUUCACAAAAUAUUCAUGAAGGAUGUGCUUUCUGCUUCUUUAGUUCUCGAAUUUUGAAUGUUUAUUCCCUGGGGCCGGUCUUCUCAUUGAGAUUAUCAAUGUUAUACUAAUGGGAUCAGAAGAAUAGUCAUUGCAGAGUGCAAUCCUUUGAAAAAUUGAGAUGAAUAGAUGCACCAUGGUUUUGUGCCCAGCCUAAAAAAGUUUCUUGCCCGACAAAUCAGCUAUAAAUAUGCAUUAACUAUAGGAAUAAAAUUAUUUCAGCAAAUAACACUCGUUCUAAGCUUUUUUCAGAUUUCAUUAGCGGUGGGAUGACUGUGAAAGGACGAAGUAAAGACCUUUUAAGGAUUAUUUUUUUUGGGUUUUAAAGAGAGCAUAUGUGUAUCACUUCAGUUUUAUUUCUUUUGAAGUAUGUUUCUUUGUGAUGAUGAAUCAUCUGCAGAUGUUAACCUUGUCUUAUGUGACACAGGCAAUUGAUCCUGUCAAUUGUGCGAGAAGAGGAUGGGUAAAUGUUCAGAUGGAUACUCUCGCAUGUCAAUCCUGUGGAGCACGUCUUCUUUUUUCUAAUCCUUCCUCGUGGACACUGCAGCAAGGUUGAUGGAAUAUCUUUUUUCGUUCAUGACGCUCUUGAUAUUUCUUAUGUUCAUGCAUUAUUAGAGUUUUUACGAGUUUCAGUUCAUGUUGCUGUCAGUCAGUAGUCUCUGAUCUGUCCAUUCAUCAUGAUGAAUACUUGCCAAUAGAAUUUUCCUCUAGAAAUUGUUUUGUUUUUUCCCCAAAGAAUCAACCCCCUUUUAUUUGCAUCAUUGUUUUUAAGAUACGUGGGCAUGUAAGCUAUCCACCAACUAGAACAUUGUUGCGCUUCAUUUUUAUAAACAUAUUGAUUGUCCUUUUCUAUGUGUAAGUCCUUCAUUGAGCAAUAAAUCCUCUGAUUGCAGUUGAAAAGGCUGCUGCAGUGUUCAGCUUAAAUCUAGACGGUGGACAUAAGUUGCUUUGCCCAUGGAUCGACAAUAUAUGUGAUGAAGCCUUGGCUGUUUUUCCUCCAACACCUGCUCCAGCAUUGAUUGAGAGUUACAAAGAACGUUCAACUGCCUUACUACGACUUUCAGCUCUUCCUGUCAUCUCGUCAACAGUAAUUGAUUUCAUGAAAUGUCCUCAGCUUGAUAAUUUUCUAUCACAACCAACUACUUUCACAUACAGACUAGAUGGUGGUAUGAAAUUGAUAAGUAGCUCUGAAAGCCUGGUUUUGAAUGGCGUUCCUGAAGCAGACACCUCUAACUUGUAUCAUCAGGUUUGUCUAGUUUGUUUUCUGGAUUGUAAAUGACCUCGUAUCUUAAUGGGAUUUAUUAUUUCUAGGUUAUGUGAUGGCACCUUGUUUUUUUCGUUCAAAUAAGCAUGUGUUCUUUCCCGACCAAAGCAGGCGUUGGAUCUGGGGGUUUAUAAAAUUUGGUUGCGUAUUUGAGUUGCAGUUGGAGAUCACUCCUCAUUUAAUUUUCUUCUAAUGCUAUUUUUUUGUCCAAUACUGAUGCACCAAGGAACUCCAUACCUCUUAGGUGAGUCAUGGAACAAUAUAUUGAUUGUCAAAUGAAUUCUCGCUUGUUUCAUCUCUAGACUGUCAUUUUUACACAAUAGUUGGUCAUCUCGAACAAAUGGUUAUUUUAUCCAGUAGCUUCAGGAGAAACAACUACAGUUUUAGCCUUUCAGUCCGUUGUCUCUUUCAACUCUGUGUAGUAUAAAGCUGACACACAUGGAACACUACAUAUACAUCCCUCCCUUUCUCUUUGGUGUGUAAUGAUCUUGGGUAAUGCCCACUUCUGAAAAGGCCAACUUUUUUCUUGGAUUCACACUGACCAAGUAAAUGAGAGCUCGAAUAAAUAAAAUAAUACCCUGGUUAAAAAAGAAAUCCGAUAUCUUAUUUCCUUGGAUUAUGGACGACUACAUGUUGGUAUCAUAUUUGAUUUUUGUAAAUUCCCCCAAUGUUUUUAGCUUCACCUUAUAAUCUUUUGUUUCACUGCUCAUUUCUUUGCUGUUUUUUCUCUUACGAAGAGUAUCUACUAAUAGAAAGUCCACGUACAGGCCCACAAGAUCAUAAGUUUAUGUGGAUGGGAACCCCGUCUGGUUCCUUAUGUUGUUGACUAUGGCCAUGAGUCUAAACAAUCUUUCAAAAGGGACAAGGUGGCAGAUUCUUCACCAAGGAUUCUUGGUAAUCAGAAUCUUGCUAGUGUUACAUCAUCUUCAGCCAUUUUCAGAGAGAAAGAUGACGAACGGUGUGAUCAUCCAGCUGCUGGUGACCCUUAUGAUCCAGCAUCUGUAGUAUUAGAGUGCAAACUCUGUGGAGCAUGUGUUGGAUUGUGGGCUUUUAUCACUGUGGCGCGGCCAUUAGAGAUUUUCAACUUGAUUGAGUCCCCUGAGGAUGGACAAAAUGAUCUUGCCGCUUGUGGCUCAGAUGGUUCAACCCAACACCAGAAAGCAUCAAGUUUAAGUAUGACCAUUGGAGGUGGCCCUCCACCAACGAAGCAACACUUCAAACCAAGAAUUUCCUUGCCCAUUGUCGCCCGCCAUUUCAGAGCUGCAUUUGAGAAAGAUGUGGAGAUCAACAGCCAUGUCUCCAAGGCGCAAGCUAUGGAUCAAUCAUAUACCCAAAGCCCAUUAGAGAAUCAAGUGGGCUCUAUGAACAUUGAUCUUCUUUCUGAAGAAGCUUCAGAAAUAUUGAAGCAAAAGGAAGCUAUUCGGCCUCAUCUGAAUGGAGAUGCCAGUCUGAUGCACGAGGAGGGACAUGAGCAAAGCAGUGCAAAUACCCAUGAAUUCCUGGAUAACGUUGCUGAGGAUGCAGAAAAUAGAUUAUCUCCCUCUACUGACCUUGUGGAUGAUAUUUUUCUUCAAACCGAAGAAGGCACCUGUGCACUCCCUGAUAGUGUUCUAUCCAACAGUGAUGAUGGUCGUGUGCAUAGCCCAGCAAUGGGGGAAGCCAACAUUUUCAGCCAAGAUGGUGAUGAUUUUCCAGGAAUGGAUGCACAAAUCCACGGAACAACCCCCCAAAGUAUUACACCUGAUUCAUCAGUGGAUGCGCGUCUGAACGGGCGGGAUGGUGUACAUGUGGCAGGAGCCAUGGAAACUGACGCUCCACAGCCCCCUGUGGAUAGAAGUACAGACAGUCAGGUUGCUGCGCAGAGGACCCCACACCAGAUUUCUGUGGUUGAUGAUGUGGUUACUGAGUGUACUUCCUCCUGUAAGUUUCCUCACUAUCUUUUUCUCAGAAAAUGGUGGUCACUUGCCAUUAUUAGAAAUUUAAAUGGGCUGAAUUCACUGUGAUGCUUUACUCCAAUGAUAUCACUAUUUCAUUUUCUUUGAGAUCCGCCUCCAAAACUUACGUGUUCUUUAAUAUGUAGUAUUUCAUAUUAAUUUUUAGUUCAGCAUUAAUGCUUCCUGAGUCUUUUUCACAUUCUCUUUCUCAACAAUUUCUCCAUGUUCUGGUAAAUCUUUAGUUGACUUAAUUCGUGCACCGUAGUUGACUUAAUGAUGCUACACAAUCGUAACUUUUUAUUUUUAAUAUUUACUGGUGCGGAUUGUCAUGGAUGCAGUGGAUAGAAGGGAAAAUUAAUCAUUUGAAACACGCUCUGACCAAUGUUUUUGAUUCCAUGGACGAUCAUUCAAAAAAUCUCUUCAGUAGAUUGACCAACAUGAACGAUGUGCCUGCUCUGGUGCUGCAGGGAACAAACCCAGUCUGGACUCUCAGCAGGGUGAUGCCAACAAGUUCGAUCCAAUUCGGCAUCACCGCCCAUUCUGCCCUUGGGUUGCCUCAAUGGGAAAGAAGGACUUGCCGGGCUGGAAGCUGACUCUGAAGGCUCUAACCAAAGACGAAUCCUCUCCCUUGGCCAAGCCGCCACCGCUGCCGCCACCGCCAUUGUCUGACGAGGUUGGGGCUCAUCAUCGGUCCCUUAAUAGUCGCGCUCUGGUUCUAGGGUUCAUCGAAUGUGUCUGAAUUCUCUGCAGGCCGACGACCCGAUCCUCUCGAUCCGCAGGCUCUUCUCCUCCCCAUCUUUGAAGAGAUCAAAAGGGUCAUCAGGUUGAUGGGUGUUCCCGUGUUCUUCUCACUUGAUGCUGCUUCCACUGAGAUGGAGAUUGAGCCGACCCAGAUGAACCAGCAGAUGGAAAUUGGCGAAUUUCCAGUGAAAAAAUGGCAAUUUCUCUGUCAGAACCAGAAAUUGUUAGAUGCAGGAUGA
This is a messenger RNA of Spirodela intermedia, 5499 nucleotides long. The record is from the annotation of a GenBank genome assembly. NCBI's taxonomy places the organism in Eukaryota, Viridiplantae, Streptophyta, Magnoliopsida, Alismatales, Araceae.